CCUGGCACCCUGGCCAAAACAGCGGUGGAACCCGGACCGUUCGGAUAUGGGAGCCCUAGACCGAAUCGCAUCCCUGCUGUUGGCGGUUAGCUGCGCACUGGCCGAGUGGCAGCCAGUCGAUAAAGGAUUGGGCCAAGGCUCACCGAGGACGUUGGGCCUACUCGACCCCAACCACUGCGACCUAUACAAGGUGGUGAUGCACCAAGACCAAUUCUACCAGUACAUCCAGUACAAAGUGCACCUUCCAGACAUGAAGGAGUUCACACUCUGCUCCUGGCACAAGUUUUACAACCACUCGACCGACCACCCUCUCUUCUCCUACGCCCUGAAAGACCAACCUAGGGAGAUAGUGUCUUGGGUGAGCAACACGGAUAAGUCUAGCUUCUACCAAAUGGCCAUCGGAGGCCACACGAUCUACAGGCUCAACUACCCGAUCAAGUUGUUCAAGUGGCACCACGUUUGCCAGUCUUGGAACGGGAAAACUGGCGAGUGGCAGGUGUGGAUCGACUCGGAAAGGGCCGGCAGAGGUUUCUACAACUUACUGGUGGGGAAGAAGAUCAAGGGAGGCGGACUCGCGAUGACGGGACAGGAGCAGAGCCAAUACGGGGGCGGGUUCGGCGUGGCAAGGAAAACGAGCGGUCUCAUGGGAGAAGUGACCCUGGUCCAGCUGUACAAAGCGGCCCUCACGGCAGGAAAAGCGUACAACAACCACAAACACCAUCACGCGCACAAGUUCCACCACGAGGGAGUUGAAGAGGCGGAGCAGGCGUUGAUGAUGCCCGGCCCUGAGGCAACACCACUACCCGACGGUGUCACAGAGUUCCCCUUCCUCAGGGGGAUGCAACUCGUUCCCAGGCUGCCGGUACAGGAACUCGACGUGAUCCGCCAGAGGCAGCAGCUUGAUCUCAUGCAACAGCAACAGCUACAACAGCAGCUCCAGCUUCAGUUGUCGGAUGUGCGCUCCCCGUUCAGGUUAGCCAAGAGGGAGCAGAGCAAGAACGAUACCGAGGAGCCAUCGUCGAAGACGAAGAGGACAACCGAGUUCGGCGUCUUCCCCGGGAUCGACCUGUCAGGUCUGUAUACAGGCGAUGGGUUCAUGCUGGGCGGCGGGAGCCUGCAGAACCCUUUCAAUCUACAGCUGGCGGAAGAUGACGUCGAAGAGAAACCACCUAAGAAGUGGAACGAGCCAGCUGAAUGGGAGGUAAGAAGCAUAAUGGCGCUCUGCUCCGGCUGCGGUGAAGACCCUUUCAGGAAAGCGACCGUCCUCUCUUGGAGAGAGACGUCGAAGAAGCUCUACGCCGGGGCGCUAUACGUGCCCGCAGCGCAGCAGUGCCAUCACUUCUAGAUACUAUUUUCGAGUCCUACUCCUAUUUAUUAUAUAGUUUUAAAUUUAAAAAUAAAUACAAUUCGU
Messenger RNA from Cimex lectularius (bed bug), 1411 nucleotides. RefSeq lists its product as uncharacterized. Bases 47 to 1345 code for a protein of 432 amino acids. The transcript has 7 exons. Lineage: Eukaryota; Metazoa; Arthropoda; Insecta; Hemiptera; Cimicidae. The record is from RefSeq and is a predicted model, not a curated record.